GGACAGGACUCCGGGCGCCACACCGACACCGGGCGACCGCGCGUGCUGUUAACCUCGGGUCCUGGCCGUGCCCGCUCCGGCUUUGGGUGCAGAUGGAGCGGUCUGUGGGGCUCGGCGCCGUCUUCUUGCUCUUAGAGCUUCCGCUUUGGGACCCGGCUGCUCCUGGCUGUGCUAAAUCUCUGGGCUAUAACUUCACAGUCAUUCCUAAUGGACAACCAUGGUGUGAAAUUCAAGGCCAGGUCAAUGGAAACACAUUUCUUCGUUAUACCUGUGGUAGCCAGGAGGUCAAACUCUUCAGUGUUCUGGAGAUUAAUGGCACACAGGCCUGGAAUGAGCACAGCGACCCUGUGCAAUACAUGGUGGAGGAGUUCAAGAAGACCCUGCUUGACUUUAAAGCAGAGAUUCCUGCAACCAGCGGUCCUCUCUCCCUGCAGGGCAGCAUGAUGUGUAAGGAGGAAUCCAAUGGGCGCACCGGAGUAUCCUGGGAGUUUGGAUUGGAUGGACAGAUAUCUCUCCACUAUGACCCAAACAACGGAAACUGGACAGAGCUAAAUGAUGAAGGCAGACUGUUAUAUAAAACAUUGAUGCGUGACACACAUAGGAUCGAACUCCUUAAUAGGACCUCAGUUGGAGACUGUAUGAAGUGGCUUAAAGACGUUUUGUGUCCCCAGGAUGAAAUUCUGAGCACAAAAGCUGCAUCAACCACUGCCAUCGCCACUGACCUGCCCAAGGCCACAACCAACACCCCCAUCUCUUUGAUCCUCUCUGUGACUCUCUCCUGGGCAAUCAUAGUUGCCAUCUUAGGCUGAGGCCUUUACAGUAACAGGUAUUGAGGGCUUAAUUAUGUGGGAAAUGGUGGAAGGCCAUGU
Myotis davidii is the source of this 869-nucleotide messenger RNA. RefSeq names its product retinoic acid early transcript 1L protein-like. The record is from RefSeq and is a predicted model, not a curated record. NCBI's taxonomy places the organism in Eukaryota, Metazoa, Chordata, Mammalia, Chiroptera, Vespertilionidae. The transcript has 4 exons. Gene Ontology annotation, cellular component: external side of plasma membrane. The coding region runs from base 93 to 809 and encodes 238 amino acids. Gene Ontology annotation, biological process: immune response; positive regulation of T cell mediated cytotoxicity; antigen processing and presentation of endogenous peptide antigen via MHC class Ib.